This is a messenger RNA of Strigops habroptila (Kakapo), 603 nucleotides long. RefSeq names its product avidin-like. The record is from RefSeq and is a predicted model, not a curated record. Gene Ontology annotation, molecular function: biotin binding. Bases 1 to 450 code for a protein of 149 amino acids. NCBI's taxonomy places the organism in Eukaryota, Metazoa, Chordata, Aves, Psittaciformes, Psittacidae. The transcript has 4 exons.
AUGGGGAGCGGUGCCUUUUCCCUGGUCCUCAUCCUGGGCCUGGUGACGUGCGUCACCCCAUCAGAGAGGAAGUGCCUCCUCUCCGGGUCGUGGCGCAGUGACACAGGCUGCACAAUGGUCGUGUUCACCGUUGGCAAGGAUGGCAGCUUCUCCGGUUCCUAUCUGCCGGGUCCUGCUGCUGGCAACUCCAAAAUCCUCUCCUCACCUCUGAAGGGGUCCCAGCAGGAUGUGGGGCUGGUCCUGCAGCCCAUCUUCUCCUUCACUGUGCACUGGCAGCAUCGAGACUCAGACACAACCCAGAUGAGUGUCUUCCUGGGCCAGUGCUAUGUGGGCACCAAUGGGGAGGAGACCUUGCAUGCCCUAUGGCUCCUGCGAGAGGCAUCCGAGAGCCCCACAGAGGACUGGAAAGCCACACGGAUUGGCACCAGCGUUUUCACCCGAAUAAAAUAACAACUAGCAGAGAAGCAGCAGCAAGCGAGCAAGCACAGGAGGCCUUGAACUGCAAGGACACAGCUCUUCCCCCAGCCAGCCUCUGCCUGCUCUGUGCUGCUGUGUUUCAGCAGCUCUCAGCCCACAUGUUCGUGCUUUCCCAGGCAAGUUCAG